Messenger RNA from Maylandia zebra (zebra mbuna), 2164 nucleotides. RefSeq names its product cytohesin-3. Gene Ontology annotation, biological process: regulation of ARF protein signal transduction. The record is from RefSeq and is a predicted model, not a curated record. Gene Ontology annotation, molecular function: guanyl-nucleotide exchange factor activity. Lineage: Eukaryota; Metazoa; Chordata; Actinopteri; Cichliformes; Cichlidae.
UGCAGUGUCGCUGGUGUGAACGCAGACGGAGCAGCUGAGGAUGGAGCAGAGGGACAAGAAAGCGGCUGCCUCACAUCUCAUCGUCUCACCUCACUCGUGCAAUUAAAGAGCUUCUUUUAAUAUACAAGGAGGCUUCUUCCUCACCUCCCUCCCUUCUUCUCCCUUUUUUCUUUUUUGUUUUCUGUUAAUUUUGCCGCUGACAUCUGCUCACCGGUCCACUCCUCCAUCUGUCAACACACCGCCGGCGUCGCCUAUGUGUCAGUGGACGGAAAGAAAAUCCCGGUAAAGACAGAUAAACAGAAUUUCCCGCGAGGUUUCACACCUUCUGCUGGAAGUGCCAGGUCGCUGGUAUGGACGAAGACAAUCACGUCCCCGAGGAUCUGUCCGUGGAGGAGAGGGAUGAACUGUCGAACAUCAGGCGGAGGAAGAGAGAGCUGCUCGAUGACAUAGAGAGGUUGAAGUUUGAGAUAGCAGAGGUGAUGACGGAGAUCGAACAACUGACAUGCGUCGGAGAAAGUAAAACUUCCCAGAGAAACAAACAGAUCGCUAUGGGCAGGAAGAAAUUCAACAUGGAUCCUAAAAAGGGAAUACAGUUCCUGCUGGAGAACGACCUUCUCCAGCACACUCCAGAAGACAUCGCUCAGUUCCUCUACAAAGGCGAGGGCCUCAACAAGACCGUCAUCGGGGACUACUUAGGCGAGCGGGACGACUUCAACAUCAAGGUGCUUCAGGCUUUUGUGGAGCUGCACGAAUUUGCAGACCUAAACCUCGUCCAAGCACUACGGCAGUUCCUGUGGAGUUUCCGCCUGCCCGGCGAGGCGCAGAAGAUCGACCGUAUGAUGGAGGCCUUUGCUUCGCGGUACUGUCAGUGCAACCCUGGAGUUUUCCAGUCGACAGACACCUGCUAUGUGCUGUCGUUCGCCAUCAUCAUGCUGAACACCAGCCUGCAUAACCCUAACGUCAGAGACAAGCCCCCCGUGGAGCGCUUUAUCUCCAUGAACAGGGGGAUCAAUGAAGGGGGAGAUCUGCCAGAGGAGCUUCUCAGGAAUCUUUACGACAGCAUCAAAAACGAGCCCUUCAAAAUCCCAGAGGACGACGGGAACGAUCUGACGCACACCUUCUUCAACCCCGACAGGGAAGGCUGGCUCUUAAAGCUCGGUGGCCGAGUGAAGACGUGGAAGAGGAGGUGGUUUAUUCUGACUGACAACUGCCUCUAUUACUUUGAAUACACAACAGAUAAAGAGCCUCGUGGGAUUAUACCUCUGGAAAAUCUUAGUAUCAGAGAAGUGGAUGAGCCGAGAAAACCUAACUGCUUUGAGCUCUACAACCCCAACCAUAAAGGUCAGGUAAUCAAGGCCUGCAAAACGGAGGCGGAUGGACGCGUCGUCGAGGGAAACCACGUGGUGUACAGGAUAUCUGCCCCCACCCCGGAGGAGAAAGAAGAGUGGAUCAAAUCCAUCAAAGCAAGCAUCAGCAGGGAUCCUUUCUACGACAUGCUGGCCACCAGGAAGAGGAGGAUAGCCAACAAGAAAUGAUGACUCACCCUCACUUACGUCAAGUGUCAGCAGCAUUUCUGUCAUCAGAGGAAUCCUUGUGUGUAUGUGUGUGUGUUUAAGAGUCUCAAAGGCGUCCGAUUCAUACGUUCUCCGUCAGCCCUGCGGGACAUGCAGUAAAACAUAUGGGACUAACGUGGAUCAUCCCUACUUCUGCCUGAAGAUUUGUCUGCACCUCAGUUCUUGGCUGUUGGGAAUUAAAGAUUCAAAUUCAGUCUGCUACAGGCAAAAAAUAUAAUAAAAAAAGAAGGUAAAUUCUCACCACACUAGACGACGAUGGAGAACAGCAUGAGGACUUCAUGUAACUGGAGAUAGCCAUAGCUGUAAUCAUUAGUCUUUUCAGCAUGCCCUAAUGUGAGACUACACCCUGCUGGACACAUAAGGUGCUGCAACACAUUGGGAGGAUUUGAAAGCUGAAUGUUCAGCUCCCAGCCACUCAGACCAACUUGUCUGGUCUCAGCGUUUCAUUACCUUCACCUCCUUCGACAACUGCCAACAAUAUUUUGUAGAUAAUUCGCACCUACAGAAAGCCUCAAGCUCAUCAGUCAGCUGGUCUGAUUGAUGUAGCCUUUAAGUGACUGUACCUGUAUAUGCAAACAUACUCAACAUGG